Cygnus olor (mute swan) is the source of this 6357-nucleotide messenger RNA. It is a transcript of the gene MAN1A2, whose product is annotated as mannosidase alpha class 1A member 2. NCBI's taxonomy places the organism in Eukaryota, Metazoa, Chordata, Aves, Anseriformes, Anatidae. The record is from RefSeq and is a predicted model, not a curated record. Gene Ontology annotation, cellular component: Golgi membrane; endoplasmic reticulum; extracellular exosome. Gene Ontology annotation, molecular function: calcium ion binding; mannosyl-oligosaccharide 1,2-alpha-mannosidase activity. Gene Ontology annotation, biological process: N-glycan processing; carbohydrate metabolic process. The coding region runs from base 16 to 1665 and encodes 549 amino acids. The transcript is spliced from 12 exons.
AUUUUUAGUAAUGAGAUGCUGACUAGCAUUUGUGUCUCUAGAGAAGAAGAGGAACGUCUGAGAAAUAAGAUCCGAGCAGAUCAUGAAAAGGCUCUGGAAGAGGCUAAGGAGAAAUUGAAGAAAUCACGUGAUGAGAUACAAGCUGAGAUUCAGACAGAAAAGAACAAAGUAGUGCAAGAGUUGAAAAAGAAAGACAGCAAGCCACUGCCCCCUGUUCCUUUACCAAAUCUUAUAGGGAUAAACAGUGGAGAACCAGCAGACCCGGAUAUUCGAGAGAAGAGGAACAAAAUUAAAGAGAUGAUGAAGCAUGCCUGGGACAAUUAUAGGCAAUAUGGAUGGGGACAUAAUGAGCUCAAACCAAUUGCCAGGAAAGGACAUUCCACCAACAUAUUUGGAAACUCACAAAUGGGUGCUACCAUAGUAGAUGCACUGGAUACUCUUUAUAUCAUGGGGCUUCAUGAUGAAUUCAGAGAAGGACAAGAGUGGAUUGACAAAAAUCUUGAUUUCAGCGUGAAUUCUGAAGUGUCUGUAUUUGAGGUCAAUAUUCGCUUCAUUGGUGGUCUUCUAGCAGCAUACUACCUUUCAGGCCAAGAGGUUUUCAAGAUCAAAGCAGUGCAGCUGGCAGGAAAACUUCUUCCAGCCUUCAACACGCCUACAGGUAUACCAUGGGCCAUGGUGAAUCUGAAAAGUGGAGUGGGUCGAAACUGGGGCUGGGCUUCUGCAGGAAGCAGCAUCCUUGCUGAGUUUGGUACUCUACAUAUGGAAUUUGUCCACCUCAGCUAUUUGACAGGGGACCCUGUGUAUUACAACAAGGUCAUGCACAUUCGGAAGUUACUUCAAAAAAUGGAUCGUCCUAAUGGACUUUAUCCAAAUUAUUUGAAUCCAAGAACAGGCCGAUGGGGUCAGCAUCAUACAUCCGUGGGCGGGCUGGGAGACAGUUUUUAUGAAUAUUUAUUGAAAGCCUGGCUUAUGUCAGACAAGAUGGACACAGAAGCAAGGAAAAUGUACGACGAUGCAAUUGAGGCCAUAGAAAAACAUCUCAUCAGAAAGUCCAAUGGAGGACUGACCUUCAUUGGGGAGUGGAAGAAUGGGCACCUUGAAAGAAAGAUGGGCCAUUUGACCUGUUUUGCAGGGGGAAUGUUUGCCCUUGGAGCAGAUGGUUCCCGAGAUGACAAAGCUGGACAUUACUUGCAGCUUGGAGCUGAAAUUGCACAUACUUGUCAUGAAUCAUAUGACAGAACAACAUUAAAGCUGGGUCCAGAAGCAUUCAAAUUUGACGGUGGUGUAGAGGCAGUGGCAGUGCGGCAGAACGAGAAGUACUACAUCCUAAGACCAGAGGUGAUUGAGACCUACUGGUAUAUGUGGAGAUUCACCCACGAUCCCAAGUACAGGCAGUGGGGCUGGGAGGCGACACAGGCCAUCGACAAGUAUUGCCGAGUCAGUGGUGGCUUUUCUGGUGUCAAGGAUGUCUAUUCCUCAUCUCCUACAUAUGAUGAUGUACAGCAGAGCUUUUUCCUUGCUGAAACUUUGAAGUAUUUGUAUCUGCUUUUCUCCAAUGAUGACCUUCUCCCGUUAGACAACUGGGUUUUUAACACAGAAGCUCAUCCUCUGCCUGUUUUACAUUUAGCAAACACCACACUUUCAGGAAACCCUGCUUAUCGAUAAAAUCAGCUCUAAGAAGAGGAAGAAAGACUUUUCAGCUCUGUUUUGUUUACAUGGACCACUUGAAACUUUAAGCAGGAGAGGAGAAAGACACUUGAUAAAUCCAGACCUCCGAGUCAAGUACAGACGUGAGAAACAAAGCCCUUCAACAUAUAGAUAAGUAAAACUGAAAAAAAGUUCUGUUUUAUAUAUGACCAAAACACAUUAGUGUGGUAUUUGCAGGACAGAGACUUCACGUGCUUUGAACCCUCACAAGAGAUGGAAUCUACUGUUUAAUAUAAAUGCAACAGUGUAAGGAAGAAGAGGUUUUCCUGUUCAGCAACAGAAACUUGCUGCUGCUGUUGUUGGCUGUUGCAAGGAACAGUAGACCAGUCACCUCUUCAAAUCGGGUGGGUUCCAAAUACUUAGAUUUUUUUUUCUUUUCUUUUUUGUUUGUUUGAUGAUGGCAUGAACAAAGCAACAAAAAAAAAAGCAACAUCACUGCACCAGCAGCAUCAGGAUUUGAAUUUUUUUUCUGUACCUGUCUGAAUUUUCUAAGGAUCAUCAGUUUGUCCAGACUGGCAGCCAUUCUCAGUGCCUCUAAACCAUUAAAACUAAACUAUAAAAACUAUUGCCUCCUCAUUUCCCUUUUCAAAACAGUGUUGAAAGCUCUGUGUUGUAUGCUCACAUCCAAAAAACAGUCAGUAAGCAUUUGGUUUGUAGUUAAUUGUCAGCAACAUUAGCUUAGUUCAUUUGGCAUGCUACAGUCACAAAGUGUUGAGCGUAUUGCAGGGGUAGAUAGGAGCCAAAGUUUCACUUCCUCACAGAUUCUGUCACAUGGAAAGUCUACAUUCUCUUAUUUUUUCUUAUUUCUUCUAGCCAAAUAUACAGAGGUAACAACAUGAGAAAAGCAGUCUGUCAUGACUUAUAUAGCAGGGUAUAGUAUAUGGCAUUUAAAAGUGCUCCCCUUCUGCUAAGCAGCAGGAGCUUGUUGCUUUAUGUUUUUCCACACAGUCCAGAUUUUUCCUAAAAAUUAACUUCCUUCUUUGGAUACUAUUCACAGAACCUUAUUUGCAGCUUUGAAAUCCUGACUUAUUUUAUUUCUGCAUGGGACAGAAACCUAAAACUGCCUUUGAUUUAGUUUACGAAACUCCUUUUCUUCUGCUCCAGUGCAAAGCCAACAUGAUUGUUUUUGGAAAUGACAUAACAUCUGAACAUGACAUAACAUAUGAAUGGAAAAAGAAACUGUAGAGUCCCUUCUUCCUUUAGUUUAUGAGAAAUGAGAUGCUGUUACCUGCAUGUUUUUUUCUUGAGUACUCCUAGUCUGGCAUAGUCCAAAUACUUUGAAAUUAGGCAGGACAAUAUCAGUUAAGUGGAGUCUGUUUCAGUCUUCACAUACAAUUUUUGCUAAAAGAAAUUUAGCCUUUUCAAGUUUCUCUUCAUUGCUUUUUUUUUUUUUUUUUUUCUGUUCCAGAAUCCUUACAGCUCACAUGAUUUCUUUUAUUCCCCUUUUAGCUCUCAAAUCCUUUUGCCAUGGUGACUGGCACCUUUGCUGAAAAAGAGCUGUGAAGUGCUUCUUCCCCUCCUAAUUAGUGCACAGGUUGAAUCUUUCAAAAGUCUUGAUUGCGUUUUUGAACUGAAGUGAGUGGAAGAACUCUCUUCAGUAAGCUACAGAAGUACAGCAUCAAGUCUAAAGGCACUAAGUGCUAUUUCUCCCCCUCAAAAAUGCUUAUAUAUGAAGUUUUAUAUAUAAAAGCUUUUUCUCUACAUCAAAUUGUAAUAUAUCUGACUGUACUUUAAAGUAGGAUUUCCCCUAUAAAAUUUUCCUUCACUCCUCUUUGAUACUAAUUUAGACAUUGCAUUUUUUCUUUGGUCGAGUGAUGAUUUCUAUCAGAUGCUUUUCUCCAGACUGUUCCUUUAGUUUAAGAGAAGGAAGACAAAGCUUGGAAAACAUUUCAAUCUCAACAUUUUUGCCUUAAUACCAAUUAUUGAGUUACUGUAAUUGGCAGCAGUAUCUUAAAAAUAAUUUAAGAUCUGAUAAAGCAAUUGAUGUACAUAAUACUGUUUCAAGUAAUUGUUUAUUUAAAAUUAGAAAUAACUGGAAGUAAAUGGAAUCUUCUUACUGGUCUGCUAUUUUUUCUAGUUGAGUAUUCAAUGAGUUACUGAAGAGCUAGUCAUUUUCCAUUUUAUUCAGAUAUGUUAUGUUUUCAAAUAGAGUUUUUCCCAUCCCGUUAGAACUGUUAUGAGUUUAAAACUGCACUAGAUUGACUUGUUCUCCUAAAUCUCUCUGAGUACAAAGGAGAAAGAUGAAAAACAAACUACUCUGUUUAAAAAAAAAAAGAAAGAAAAAAAAGGAAAAAAAAAAGAAAAGAAAAGGCACUUUCCCCCCUAGCCCAUCCCCAUAAACUUCCUAAUAAAUGUAGAUGUAGAAUGGCUGCCAGUCUGUUCAGAGAAACAUCAAGGACAGAAUUUUGGAGUCACAGAAACAGCAAACUUGUUAUUGUGUUUUCUGCUCUUCCACACCCCUCUUUUGAAUUAAAGAGCAACUAUUCACAUUAAUUCCUCCAUGAAUCCCAAUGGGUUAACUCACUGCCACAAGAAUGCUUGAAUUGAGGACCUAAGCCAUUUCAUGUUAUGGGAUGGUGUUUUUCUCAAAGCAUAUGUACAGUACUGCUAUUUCUUCUUUGUGUAGACAAGCAGCAGGUACCAAAUAAAGGACACUUGUUUCUCAUUUUCCAGUUAGCCCAACGGUUGUCAAUUUCUACUCUAUCACUCUAAAAGACAAACUGUUGUUUUCCUACAGAAGCUACUGAUCUUCAUAGUCUAUCCAAAAUAAUGUGUUUUAUGGACUAAUUGCUGUGUCAUUCAUGAAUCUCUCCAUCCUGAGAUUUCCUAGAGCAAGCUGAAAGUUUGGAGGUAAUGGGUUUUGAGCGAGGUGUGUGUAGUAACCAAGCAUGGAUAAUGAAACUUCUGAUUGAAGUGACAUGUCCUCAUUCAGAGUCCUUCACAAAGAAGUAGGUUUUGAUCUGCAGAAUGGAGUUAUGUGCAAUCCACAGUUCAGACUGUUUUCCCUCUGGGUACAAAAGGUACAGUAGAAUAUUGUCACUUUCAUUCUGUUGCUGCUGUCUUAUAUACUUUCAUGAAGAGUGUAAAUUUAAGCACAAUGAAUUUUUAGUGCUAGUUGUUUCUGAGUCUUGCACUGUAUUCUCUAACAAAACAAUCCUCAUUUUCUUUAGGUAGGUGUCCCAUUUAGCAAUUUCUACAAUACCGUCUCCUCUUACAGGAUGAAGUAAAGAACAGAAAAUCAUGUACAUUAUUGGCACACUGGAUUUGGGCAAGAGCCGGGAAAUCCCAGAAUUGUCUAUUUCCUGUAUGCAUGCAGUCAAAACAAAGAUAUUCAGUUCUUUUCCUAAUCCAAGCCUCAAGCUUGCCUGAUAUGCUAGCAGUAAAUUUUUUUCUAACACUUUACAGCCUGACAGAAGCCAAAUUUCUGCACUGAUCACCUUGGAGCUGUGUGUGUCCUACAGUCAAGAAGUCAGCGUCUUAGCUUUGUCCUCUAACUAAAAAGAAAACCCUUGAAUGAUGUUCUGGGUGUUCAUUUUGCUGCACAACUAAAUGCUUAAAAGGCAUAUGCAAGAUUCUAAAUACCCUGGAGUAAAGGGGAAAGCAGAUAGUACAGUUCUGGGCGCCAGUCACACCUUUGAGACUCCUUUAGCUCCUUACUACAAAUUUGUGAAUAGCUGUCUUCUAUCUUCCAGUCAUUGAAAUAUACUUACGCAGUAUUUUAAAAGAUUUGAAUACUGAGUAACUGGAACUUUAAAAAGUGAAAGCAAUUACAUGUUCCCUGUAAUACCAUCUUGUAAGAUUAAAAGUAUACCUUGUUUUGGUUUAUUCCUAAGCAAGGUUCUAUUGGGCUGUCCUUUAUGAUCCCCUCUUUUGUCCCCAAGAAUGACAUUACAAAUGUAAUGUUAUAAUGUGACUUUCCCCUAGUUUGAAUGGAGAAGUGGUUAACAGCAUUAACAUUGAAAGAAUUAACAGUGUAAUCUGGCAUCCACAGAAAAUGGUGUGGCAGUUUACAUCUCAGGGCUGUAGUAACAGGCUUUUAGCAAAUUGAGCCUGUUAUGUACACUAAUAAGUCUAGUCCAUGUUUUUAAGAGGACAAGUUAGAAACAGGCUUCUUGUUACCAGAGAAAAAUGUAAGCAAGCUCUUGAUCCAUGCUGUAGUUCAGAGAUCUGUUUACCCUGAUGAGACUUCCCUCUCUCGCUGCUUGAAUUUUGAGAAACAGUCUUCUGACUAAAGAGUUUGAGUUGCCAUAGAAAGAAGAAACCCAAGCUCUUUUGCUAGUUAUGUGCGUACAACUGUAGCAGAGAUGAUAAGCACGAGCUGCUUCGGAUGUUAGCGCAUUCUAACAAACUGCUCUGUAAUUGCCCAGAAAAGUUGGGAACCACCAAAGGAGACCGCUGACUUGUUACAGUGAAUUGUUGCCUUUAAUCCUAAUCGCUUGGUGGAAGUUGGAUUUGCAUUCUGCCUUUAUUCUUGCUUUAUCUGAAACUGACAGAUUAUUUUUCCUCCGAAAUAAUAAAAGGGCAAGAGUCUAUCUUCUGAUGUGGAAACUUUCUGACUGCCUCUGACCUGGAAUCCUGCAUAUGUACUUUUUACAGAUUAAAAAUAAUAUUGUAUAUAUAAAAAAAGAUUGAAUAAAGAAUGUCUUUAAG